ACAAAGAUGUCCUAAUUCCCACUGUGGACAGGUGGAGCCUCUUCAGAACGCUUCACAGGGAACUUCUCUUCCUUGAUCCCGCGAUAGAGUCAAAAUAACCUAACAGACUUCAGUGGCCCGACAUCCUUCACGUCACUGCCGGCUCUUCAUUCAGAGGUGCUUUGGUGGCAGGUGGAGUUAUAAUUAUAGAAGAGAGAAAAAGCAACAUCAGCAGCUGUUGCUUCUGUCUGUCCCCAGCUAUAACUGUCAUCAGUGGGCAAACUGGCAUAAACAGGCCUCCACAAGUGGAAAAACAUUUAACCCCUGCGCUUGGGCCACUCUGGGUCCUCAGAGCAGCCAGAGAACAGAAAGUCUGACUGUGCAUGAGGGAAGGGUGAAACCGAGAGGCAGCCAUCGACCUGACGGCACCUCUUCAGGGGGAGCCUGAAACUGGAAGAUUCUCUUUCCUGUUGGAGACUCCAAGCCACAUAAAUAGAAAAAGCUAUCCAAGAUGACUGUCACUUACUCCAGUAAAGUUGCAAAUGCAACUUUUUUUGGAUUUCAUAGGUUACUCCUCAAGUGGAGAGGCAGCAUCUACAAACUACUGUACAGGGAAUUUAUUGUUUUUGCUGUUCUUUACACAGCAAUAAGUUUGGUAUACAGAUUGUUACUUACAGGAGCCCAAAAACGUUUCUUUGAAAAAUUAUCAAUUUACUGUGACAGAUAUGCUGAACAAAUUCCAGUGACCUUUGUGCUUGGGUUUUAUGUGACUUUGGUAGUGAACCGAUGGUGGAACCAGUUUGUGAAUCUGCCCUGGCCCGACAGGCUGAUGUUCCUCAUCUCCAGCAGCGUCCACGGAAGCGACCAGCACGGGCGCCUGCUCCGGAGGACGCUGAUGCGCUACGUCAACCUCACGUCCCUGCUCAUCUUCCGCUCGGUGAGCACAGCUGUGUACAAAAGGUUCCCCACCAUGGACCACGUGGUGGAAGCAGGUUUCAUGACGGCAGAUGAAAGGAAAGUAUUCGACCACCUCAAAUCUCCUCAUCUGAAAUACUGGGUUCCGUUCAUCUGGUUUGGAAAUCUUGCAGCCAAAGCCCGGAAUGAAGGUAGAAUCAGAGACAGUGUUGACCUUCAAUCACUGAUGACGGAAAUGAACCGAUUCCGCUCUUGGUGCAGCCUCCUAUUCGGUUAUGACUGGGUUGGAAUUCCGCUGGUCUACACCCAGGUUGUCACUCUUGCCGUCUACACCUUCUUCUUUGCAUGCCUGAUUGGACGCCAGUUUCUGGAUCCCAGCAAGGGCUACGCGGGGCAUGACUUAGACCUUUACAUUCCAAUCUUUACUCUCCUGCAAUUCUUCUUCUAUGCAGGAUGGCUCAAGGUAGCUGAGCAGCUCAUCAACCCUUUUGGAGAAGAUGAUGAUGAUUUUGAAACUAACUGGUGCAUCGACAGAAAUCUGCAGGUCUCUCUUUUAGCUGUGGAUGAAAUGCACAUGAGCUUGCCCAAGAUGAAGAAGGACAUUUACUGGGACGACUCUGCUGCCCGACCGCCGUACACACUGGCAGCCGCUGACUACUGCAUACCCUCAUUUCUGGGCUCCACAAUCCAAAUGGGGCUGUCCGAGUCCCACUUUCCUGGCGAGGAGUGGCUGUGGGACUUCGAGAAGCAUGGCCACCGGCGCUCGGUGAUCAGACGGGUCAAGCGGUUCCUGAGCACCCACGAACACCCCUCCAGCCCCAAGAGGAGGAGCUACAGGAGGCAGGCCAGCGACAGCUCCAUGUUCCUGCCCCCCAGCCCAGCCCGAGAUCUGCUGGAUGUGCCUCCCAGAAGCUCCCCCAGAGCCUCAGCCCCCCAGAAGCCAUCGCAUUCCCCAGAGGGCAGCCCCCCCACGCUGCACUCCAGCGUGGGAGAACUGCCCACCAUCAGGGAGACCAGCCAGACCAGCACCUUGCCGAGCCUGACCCCGCAGUCCAGUGUGAGAGCCUCCCCCACCAAGAUGCCCCAGGUCCCGGAGGUGCUGAUCACAGCAGCUGAAGCUCCGGUGCCUCCAGCAGAGGGCGACCCCCACGACUCCACUACCUCCAUCUUGAGCCUGGAGUUUACCGGCGUUCAGCCGAGCAGGACGGGGCAGCAGGAGGACCCGGGGGGUCGGAUACAGCCCCCUUCAGAUCUCCGUCCCCAGGCUGCUGAGAGAAACACUCUCAAGCUUGAGCAAGACCCUGAUGGCGCCAAGAUCCUGAAAAGGUGGAGCCUCCCAGAGUUCCGGGAGCGCAGCCACACCUCCCCGGGAAACCGAAGUCCGCAACCUGAGAACCUGCAGCCACCUCUUUUACUUGACACAGAACUAUCCUCCGAGAUCCGUGGAGCCAACACUGGGACUGGCUCUUGGGUCUCUCCUGAUAUGAGGUAUUUAAUGGAAAACCUGGACACCCAGGAAACGGAUAUCAUAGAGUUCAACGAUGAGCAAGCGGAGGAAUCAGCCAGAGCGGUGCCACAAAGUUCUCGGACCUGGUUCUAGCGUAGAUUCCUAAUUUACCGGAAGUCCAGCGUCAGCCUUGGAAUGCACCCGGGGCUGGGCAGUUUUCUGAAAAGUAACCAUAUGUAUAAGCUACUCAGAACUGUGAAGGGCAUUAUCAUCCCGGCGUUUUGAAAACUGUGAAAAGCAAACACAUUUAAGUCAUCCAUCACAAGUGGCCUUGGUUAUACUGACCACAGUGACUUGUCUUAGCCAAAUAAGGAAUCAUACAUGUGUGUGUGUGACUUACAAAUUCGUAUCUCAUUAGUUUGGGAAAGGGCCUGAUAGUCCAAUCCUGAGACACAAAGAACUCUGCUGCUUCUUUCUCUCUCUCUCUCUCUCUUUUUUUUUUUUUUUUUUUUUUUUUUUUUUUUUUUGACAGGCAGAGUGGACAGUGAGAGAGAGACAGAGAGAAAGGUCUUCCUUUUGCCGUUGGUUCACCCUCCAAUGGCCGGCGCACCGCGCCGAUCCGAUGGCAGGAGCCAGGUGCUUCUCCUGGUCUCCCAUGGGGUGCAGGGCCCAAGGACUUGGGCCAUCCUCCACUGCACUCCCGGGCCAUGGCAGAGAGCUGGCCUGGAAGAGGGGCAACCGGGACAGAACCCAGUGCCCCAACCGGGACUAGAACCCGGUGUGCCGGCGCCGCUAGGUGGAGGAUUAGCCUAGUGAGCCGCGGCGCCGGCCUCUUCUUUUCUUAACUAUGAAGACAGGCACCAGAUCACAUAGUGCCCCCCAGACUCCUUUUUGAUUAUGAUUCUCUGAAGCUUGCUAACCAGCUCGUUCCUGCCCUGGGGAACUAUCACAGUGAUCCUGUCCCAAUUCUUCAGCCUCAUCAGCAUCAGAAAAUUUCAUUUCUCUUCCACUGCCUUUCCUCUGGCUCUCUUCCUCCUUUAUUCUCUCAUCCUUUUUUCUUCCCUUCUCUAGUCUUGCUCCUCUAGUAACUCUAUUCUGUCCCACUGUUCAGCUUGUAAUAUUUUCUCUUGCUUACUCUGUUGCUAAUUUCUUACCAUUGUGUUCAGAAUGGGAGGUACUGGCAAAUCCUCCUACAUAAUAAUCAAAGAUUACCACACAUCCAGCCCGAAACCCUUCCAGUCUCACAGUGGGAGGGUGGGAGAGUUGGUGGUCUCCUACCACUCCCUCAGCAGCCUUUGCCAUUUUAACAAAAAGAUUUAUUUAUUUGAAAGACAGUCAUAGGGCGAGAGCUCUUCCAUCUGCUUAUUCAACCCCCAAAUGGCCACAACAGCCAGAGUGAAAGCCAACAGCAUGGAGGUUGAUCUGGGUUUCCCACAUGGAUAGCAGGGUCCCAAAGCACUGGGCCAUCUUCCACUGCUUUCCCCGGUGUAGAGAGCUGGAUCGAAAGUGGAGCACCCAAGGCCUUGAACUGGAGCCUAUACGGGAUGCCGGCAUCACCGGCAAUGGCUGAAUCUGCCGUACCACAACACCGGUCCCUGCCUUUUCCAUUUCUUCUCCUCUUUGUUCUUGGACACUGGAGAAAACUGAAGCCAAGAGGAUAAAAAACUUGCAUCAGCAAAUGCAAUGGAAUCAAAGACUAGCAUGGCUUGGAUCUGGUUAAAGCAAAGGCUUUAGCAAAAUUCCCAAUUCUGCCACAACAUGGGACCAGUUAUUAUGUCCUUUGGGUUGCUUGGAACCAGGCAGUACAAUGGGGUCGGGGUCUACCUAAUGGGAGUCAGAUGCUAAUUAACUCCGCAGGGAGCACUCACGGUGGCUAUUUGUUGAGGGCCCAACUCUGGAAGGCCUUGCAGCUUUCACCACUUGUCUUAGGAUGAAGCUGAACUACGCAUGACUGAUGAAAUAAAGCAGCCUUAAAAAAAAGGAAUCAAGUAGCCCUUGUAGCUACCAGUUCACAGUGUUCCAGGCAGCGGCGUGUGAAGUUCACAGAUGAUCCCGCUAAUUCUUAGGGGAAUCCGCUGAGAUGGGUAGAUGAACACGAUGAUCUUCAUUUUUAAAGAUGAAGAAAGCCAAGGCUUUGGAGAACUAAUUUGCCCUAAAUCACGUAGCCAGCAAGUGGCAGAAUUCAGAUUCAAACCCAGGUUCAUCGACAGAGACCACACUCAGCCACUGUGCUGUGCUGUCUGUAAGGCCCCGGAUGUCAUAGCAAAUUGCCCAGAAUUCUGAAGCAUGCCCCCAGGGAGCCACGCCCAAGUCACAAAUUCAUACCAAAGCUCUUCCUGGGUCCCCCUUGCUUCAGUCUGCUUGCGUCUUCCAUGCACUCCUAGAGGAGGGUAUUGCUCCAACUUGAGCCCCAGCCAUGGUCCUCCUUAUUUUUCAUGCCAAAAGUUGGCAGAACCUUCCCUCUCCUCCCCAGCUCCUCCAGAUUGGCAGUGUUCUCCGUAGUGCAUCUUCGCCAGACCUUGAAUCUCACUGGGCUCCUGGAGCUGCACCACAGCAAUGACAUUUACUUUAACUGGCUUUCCUCAGAGGACUGAAAGGAAGCAAUAGGAGAGAAGCGAUGUCCAUUGGUGGUUCUGUGUGUUGGUUAAUAAUGUUAGAACCUGGCAAAGUACUGAAAUUCCCAAAGCACUACGUACAGACAAUGGGGUCAAGUACCAAUAAACCACUGUAAAAGGCAAUAGCCUUCACUUCUCCCAGUUACCAGCCUCUUAAUGCCAUUUCUUGGGUAUUUCAACUUAAAGUCCCCACAUUCUCUUCUCUUUGGUCCUAUUUAUUGCUCAACUUCAAGUGACUUUCUCCUUAGCUACUUUUGAAGCAUAAUCAAUUUUUGCUCAUAAAGUGACAAAUUAUUCACAGACUAAUACAUUUUGUGUAGAGCUAGAAGGUGGCUCAUUCGUCUCUGCUUCCAUCCAUUCCUUAUGCAUCUUUAUUCCCCAAGAAUUAUUUAAUUUCCUCAAUUUUUCUUCACAACCUGAGCUGGCCUCCCAUUUUCUUCUUGCAGUGAAAAUUGAAUUAUGACCUGUUCAAUGAGCCCAUGUGGUUGAAUUCAGUAAUAAAUUCAAGUCAGAAUUGCCCAGAGCAGAUGAAAAAAUUCUCUGUUUGUUCUGAAAGAAGUUUUCACCCAACACAAAGUUGUAAAAAUAAAAUAAUUUAUUUUCAUUGCCUGCCUAGUCCAUUUUCUCCUGAACUCUGGGAAC
Molecule: messenger RNA, 5598 nt
Organism: Oryctolagus cuniculus (rabbit)
Lineage: Eukaryota; Metazoa; Chordata; Mammalia; Lagomorpha; Leporidae
Gene: BEST3
Product: bestrophin 3
Molecular function (GO): chloride channel activity
Source: RefSeq, a predicted model, not a curated record